Ambispora gerdemannii is the source of this 5469-nucleotide messenger RNA. The record is from the annotation of a GenBank genome assembly. Lineage: Eukaryota; Fungi; Glomeromycota; Glomeromycetes; Archaeosporales; Ambisporaceae.
AUGUUUGCUCCUCGAUCCUCAAGGCCUGUAACUGUUGUAGCAGUACCUUCAAAAAAUCGACUUCGACGAAAAAAGAAGGGGGAAAAUGCAGCGCCCGCCAUUUCACUGGAACGUAUAUUAGGAUUAACAACCACAAAGAAUACAGGAAUUAGUAUAGCCGGGGAUUUGGUUGCCUAUGCAGCUGGUUCUGUUGUCGUGUUAUACAACCACAAAAAAAAUAAGCAAAUUGGCUUUUUACACGCGUCAUCAACAGCGUCGCCUACUCCACCCUCACAAAUACCCACAAAUACUGCACCAUCAUGGUCUGGUGCUUUUCAAAAUCGACAUACAAUAGCAAACGACGGAUUCUCGAACCCCCUGAUGAAUUCAUUGGGUAUUCUUGAUCCAACCGCUGCUGUUGGCGCAUCCUCAGCUGCUAAUUCGCCUAAAACUGCUGUCAGUAAUAAAGCGAAACCGAUAUCGUGUUUAGCUUUUUCACCGGAUGGAAAUUACCUGGCUGUUGGUGAGACUGGCCAUCAACCCAGAAUUUUGAUCUGGGAUGUUUUAACUAAAACACUAGUAAAUGAAUUAAAAGGACACAAAUACGGUGUACUUGCUUUGGCAUUUUCACCGAAUAUGAAAUAUGUUGUAUCUUUAGGAUUUCAACAUGAUGGAUAUUUAAAUGUAUGGAAUUGGAAACAAGGGAUUAAAUUAGCAUGUAAUAAAGUCACAACAAAAGUUCAUACAAUAGCAUUUAACCGGAGUGGGUCGUACUUUGUCACUGUUGGUUUAAGACACGUAAAGUUUUGGUACUUUGAUGCCAAUGGAAAUUUACCCAAAAAACCGGCAGGUCAAUCAAUACAAAAAUCAUUAGUACAGGUGUUGGAUGGACGAUCGGGAAUAUUGGGUGAUUUAAGAGACCAUAAUUUUGUCGAUGCAGUGUGUUGUCCAAAAUCCGAGCACACUUAUUUUGUCACAUCAAAUGGUUUGCUAUGUAUGUUUACCGAAGGGAGGAUGAUGGAUAAAUGGGUUGAAUUGCAGGUUAAAGGUGCGUACUCCAUAGAUGUAAGCGAACAAUAUAUUGUAUGCGCAUGCACAAAUGGCAUAAUCAGACUUUUCGAGCCAAUUACCCUCAAAUACCUGGGCACACUUCCAAAACCGCACCCACUCGGUGUAGAUCUAAGUCUACAAACUGGAAACACAUAUCAGGGAAACAGUAACCCCGACGACACAUAUCCAGAUACGAUUGCCGUAAAACUAGAUCAAGAAACGGGAAAACUGACGUGUGUGUACAGUGAUCGGAGUAUAUUUAUUUGGGAUAUAAAAGACAGUAAAAAGAUUGGAAAGUAUCGAAGUUUUUUGUAUCACUGUGAUUGUAUAUGGGGAGUUGAGAUGAUUCCGAAUAGAGAUUCAGAGACUCAAGCAUUACCAGAAAAUACAUUUGUCACAUAUUCAGCUGACGGAACCAUUCGAUUUUGGAAUUUGGAUGGAAGCACGAACAACAAUAGUAUACAAAGUCCGACUCAUAUAGAUGCUAUUAAUCCGUUAUCACCGGUCACCACAUCAGGAGGAGGGCCAUCAAUAGGAGUAAGAAGAAAUAUAUAUAGUAAAGAAUGCUUGAAAAUGGUAUAUGUCGAUCAAGACGGGACCUUUCGAAUGAGUGCUACAGGGGGCAAUCCAAGUGUUCAAGAAUUAACAGAUCCUCUUAGUUCUGAAUCGGGAAUUCGUGUAUUGAAAAUUAGUCCUGAUGGCAAAUUAAUGGCAUCAGGUGAUCGAGGAGGAAAUCUUCGAGUCCAUGACUUGGACACUUUUCGAGAGAUAACAUACCAAGAAGCGCACGAUGCCGAAAUUCUGAGUAUCGAGUUCUCUGACGGUCGUGCAACGGAAGCACCGUAUCUAAUAGCGACCGCGAGUCGAGAUCGAAUACUGCAUAUUUUUGACAUUAACAAUAAUUUCCAGUUGAUACAAACGCUGGGUGAUCAUUCUUCGUCGAUAACAGCUGUGAAGUUUACUAAUGAUGGUGGAAGAUUGAUUAGUUGUGGUGCAGAUAAGAGCAUCAUAUUUCGAAGUCGACAGAACUCCAACGAUGUUCCUUAUUAUGUUACCUAUCAUAAUAUAUCAGGACGUGCAACAGUAUUCGACAUGGACAUUGACGUUUCAAAUCGAUACAUUGCAACAGUAUCCGGUGAACGUCGUCUAAACAUCUACCACAUCGACUCUGGCAAAAACGUCCGUUCCCACAAAUCAGAUACCCCCGACGAGAUUAAUACCCCAGAUCAAGGCAGCCUUCUAAAAGUGAAUCUGGAUCCGGGCGGUGUACUCGCUGUAGCCGGCGGCUCGGACAAGAGUAUACGGUUAUUUGAUUUCGCGAAUGGAACGAUCCUUUCAAAGGCGUUGGGUCAUUCCGAACUGAUCACCGGUGCGAAAUUCACGCCGGAUUGUCAGCGUAUUGUGUCGACUUCUGCUGAUGGGUGUAUUUUCGUGUGGAAGAUCUCGGAUGAGUUGGUUGCGAAGAUGAGGAAAAAGUGGCUGGAUCGAAGUGGUGGCUUGAAUGGUACUUCGCCUACCUCUCAAGAUUUACUUGGAUCGACACCGAGCAAUGUUCAAACGGCACCCAGAACUACAAUACCGCCGGCCCAGAGACCUCAAACAAUGUUUGCUGAAGUAACGCCAAACCAAAAUGAAGAUGGCUAUCUUGAAGGACCGGAAUUUGUAGUCAGAAAAUUACAUAAAAAAUCAUUCAAUUCUCUUCCCACGCCCGAAAAUCAUCAUGAAGAUGAAAGCAACACGUCUACUACUGGAAGUAACACAACUUCCAACAAUUCUACCCCUGCUCCCACACCCACGACAACUUCAUCAUCAUCCUUACCAACCGUCACCAAUAAUAGCGCUAAUAGCAGAAGGUUAGGCUUAAAAAGACCGACAUCUUUUGCGAACGAUGGUUCUUCCUCGACAUCGCGUAAUCGACUACAAGCCCAUAUUACAAGUCGACCCGUUUCCGAUAUUUCUAUAAGUAGACUUCCACGCAUAUUUCCUAAUGCCAAUAAUGGAAAUAAUGAAGCAAGUCCCACAACUCCGCCAUCUAAAGGUAACAAUAGUAGUAAUUGCAUUAGUCCACCACCUUCACGACGUGAUUCGUGGAAAUUAAAUAUACCCGGUUGGGCAAAGAAAGCUUUUAAGGAUAAGGAAGACUAUGAUGGAGGCAUGGAUCAAGAAAAGGAAGGGAUAGAUAGUGAUACGGCAAGUAAUAGUUCUGUUAAAUCUCCGCUGUCAUCAUCAUUAACGACAAUACCACUAGUUAGAGAUACUUCAGUAAAUCUCGACAAGAAAUUACCUGCGAUACCAAGAUCAUUAACGAAUCCGAGACUUAAAUCGCAAAGUAAACUAAGACAAGAAUCUACAAAUUCAUUAUUUGAGACGGCGAAGAAACCGGAGAUCUCCGAGAAUACUAACGUUGCUCCCAGUGAAACAUCAAAUGAAGGGCUCGAAAACAUCAAUAGUGUAACCAGUGAAACAUCAUCGGUUCUUACAGAAGAUGAACUUCCAGGUGAAGAAUCUUCUUAUGAAGAUACGGAAACUUUGUUCGUUGAGACAGCAUCCGAUGAUGAAAAAUAUGUCGAAGUGCAUGCAGAAGAAGAUGACGAAAAUCAAGAAACAGUAGAAGGUGACGAUGAAAGAGAGGAUGACGACGAGGAAGAAGGAGAAAGUGGCGAUGAGAACACAAAGAAAUUAGAAAUGUACCUUCAAAGUCCCGUUGAACAAGACUUCAAAAAAGAUCAUAUUAUUAUUCGAAAUGAAAAGGAUUCAGGUGAUCAACUAGUCUAUGAACAAAAAAAUAAAAAACGAGAAAGUCUCACCUAUAAAUACCUUUCAGGUGGUCAUCAAAAGAAUUCAUCGCAAGAUUCAAGUGCUCGAAAUAGUUUGGUUGAAGCAUUUUCAAGGAUAUUUACAGGAGGAAGAAAUAGUGCGGAAAAUAAUGACAGCACUGUUAUUGAUGAAUGUGAAAGUGAAGAUCGUGCAAAUAAAAAUGCUGUUGAGCAAGCGCUGGACAUAUUGGAAGGGAAAUCUGCCGGUGGUGAGGUCGUGAGAUAUGAAGAUGAAAUAAAAAGUGAUUCGAAUAUUAACAAUGGUACCAUAAACUUGGACAUUACUACUUUAGAUGCCGUAGAUGAAAUAAGUUCACCUAUUUCAACACCACCUUCUCCUUUAAUAUCAGAGUCAUCAACUUUAAAAGAUAUCGAUGAUGACAAUAAACGUCGCAUUGAAUCCGUAUCAUCAGAUCAAAUGAAUACAGGAAAUGCAAAGACAUUUUCAGAACAAGAUGAUUUAAAAAAGGAGGAUACGGAAAUAUCCCAAGAUGAUGAUGUUGUCGAUUCUGAAAUUGAUAUUAUCAAGAAGAAUCAUAAUCAAGAAUCAAAGGAAAAUUAUGAUAGUAAUAAUGCAUCAUCAUUGAAUAUUAUAGAAGAAAGUAUAAAAGAGAAUGAUAACGUUGACAAAGGUGAUAACAAAGAACUAGAAAUCGAAAUGAAUGUUGAUUCUUCCUCGCUCACUAUCAAUGAUAAUGAGAAAGAUCCAGUUGUGUUAUCACCUAUUAAAUUGGAAAAUGAAGAUUCUCUUUUGAAUCGAUCUUCGAGCAUAGUUGACAAAGAGAAUUUAGUCGAGACAGAAGGAAUUGACCUCAACGAAGACAAAAUUAUGGAAGAUGUCUAUAACAUGACGCUAAUCACGGAACGAAUGCUUGCAGUUUACAAGAAGGCAUCUAAUUUCAAUAAUGAAAAUAUCACCAAAUUGAUAUCUGAAAGCUUGAAAGGGAUCACUGAUGAUAUACAAGAUUGCUUCGGUGUUCUGGUUAAGGAAAAAGUUGAAGCGGAAGAUAAGAAAACGAUUCAAGAAAAAAGUGAAAAGAAAGAAUUAGUAGCAGAGAGAAAACAGGAACAAAAAGACGACGAUAAAAAAAUAAUUGUUACUAUUCCGCAGCCUAUUCAACACGAAACAGCGUUUGAAGUUGCAAAUAACAUCAGUAAUAGCAAUUUGGAUGACGAAGAUGAAGGAGAUGCCGAUUCUAAUGUUUCAUAUAUGACUGCGCUGACUCAUAAUCAUGAAUCAAGCACCGUGCCAACUCCUUCCCACGCGCGAUCACUAUCUACAGCCAGCAACACAAAUAACAAUGCCUUUUCCUCAUCACCGCCAACAAACUCAUUAUCACCUUCUCUAUCACAAACACCCUAUUCUGAUAAAUUGGUGGAAAUGGUUGAAGAAAAAUUAAAUUUGAAAAAAAACAAUAACCGAAAAAAUAGUCACAACAGCAAUAGCGGUAAUAGCAUCAACAACCCUAAUGGGUCAGGAUCUAGUAAUUCUAGUGGAAUUGUCAAUGGAAUCUCGUUUUCUUCUAACAAUAUUGGGUCCGGCUCUGUUAAAGGAGUAAAAUCAAGAGGUGGUAGUAUUCCAAUUAUUGGACGUACGAAAACCUCAAAAUCACGUUUCGGAUAG